UACAGGUGUACCUUCAAUCACCAUGGAGAGAAGAUGAAUUUCUCAGUUUGUCUUCUUGCAACCCUCUUCGUAGGUACAGUGGCCUAUCCUGUUAACAAAUACGACGGUUUGGAAGAACUUACGGAUUUAAUGCAGAAUGUCAAAACGGCAUCAUGGGAAAAAUUUCUGGAAAAUAGUGGCGGAGUUUACGGAAUCAAACUAUACAUGGACAUGGAAGAGGGAAACAAUGUAAACAAAGUCACUCCAACGACCGGAGAACACCUAAUAAUUAAACAAGAGGGCGACAAAGACAAUGUGGGGGAAUAUCCAAUUCCUAAAGAAGAGAGAAAGAGAGGUCGUCGUGCACCUUUUAAUCGACAAUUUCACGUUGAGAAUUUUAAAAGAAAAAUACCAGUAAAGGAGGGGAAUCCAAGGAACCCAGAAAGAAAAGAACGUAAGGUGCAGUACAAACCCACAAAAGACGAAACAAUCCCGCUUCAUGACGGAGGGAUGGAGGAGAUUAUUCCUGAAAAUGAAACUAAUGGAUUCCGCUCUUCCGAUAUGCUACAAGGAGAUAAAAGAAUUUUCAGCGGUGGUGUUGGAGGUGGAGGUAUCCCGAGGAAAAAGAGGAUGCAACAAAAAACAUGGACGUUAAUCCCAUAGUGUUUCAUUUUUGAGUUAAAAGGACAUGAUCUAAUCAUAUGAUUUGCUGCUUAGAUUAAUUUCAAAGAAAUUCUAUUUUCUUGAAUUCGAUUUGAUGUCACGUAGAAUUAAAUAUUAUAUGCAUAAUAACUGAUGUUUCAGACAAAAAAUAUUCAAACUUAUGAUCGGGAGAUAAUGUCUCAUGCUUUAUCUUUUAUGAUAUUGAAUAAAUGAAUAUGCACAUCAGUAUU
This is a messenger RNA of Ostrea edulis (European flat oyster), 872 nucleotides long. RefSeq lists its product as uncharacterized. The coding region runs from base 34 to 642 and encodes 202 amino acids. The record is from RefSeq and is a predicted model, not a curated record. NCBI's taxonomy places the organism in Eukaryota, Metazoa, Mollusca, Bivalvia, Ostreida, Ostreidae. The transcript has 2 exons.